AUGUUCGCUCCUUUUGAUGUGACAGACACGCAGUGGGUAGCGAUCAGCCCGUCCAUACUACACUGGAUUCGGCGAGCGGUUGCUCGGGAUUCGCCGAAUGCCGCAUGUACCGACACGCGGUGGGUAGGGCGAAUACCGAAUCAACCCGUCCACACCACACGGGAUUCGGCGAGCGGUUUGCUUGGAAUUCGCAGAAUGCCGCGUGUGGCGAAAACCGAAUGUUCGGCGCUCGGCGAAUCGGGGGCAACCCGUCCACACUACACGGGAUUCGGCGAGCGGUUUGCUUGGAAUUCGCAGAAUGCCGCAUGUGGCGAAUACCGAUUGUUCGGCGCUCGGCGAAUUGGGGGCAACCCGUCCACACUACACGGGAUUCGGCGAGCGGUUUGCUUGGAAUUCGCAAAAUGCCGCGUGUGUGGAGCCGCCUUGAUGUGUUCUAAAGACCGACACGCGGUGGGUAGGGCGAAAACCGAAUCAACCCGUCCACACCACACAGGAUUCGGGCAGCUCAAUGAACACUGGCGAAGACCUUGUCCUCGCUUUCGUCGCGAGCCGGCCGGCCGGCCGGCCGGCGCGGCGACGGCGGCGUGUGAGCGCGCGUGCGUGCGUGCGGCGGAGGCGUGGCGUGGCGUGGCCGAGCGGGCGGCGACAACGCACGCCCUGAACGCGCGCCAGCGCCCGCGCGGCGGAGCCAAACGGAGCGCAGCCAGCGAUGUGGCUCGGAGGGAGCGCGUGCUCCGCCGGGUGGCGGCCGCCGCAGCGACUCCCCGCCGUCGCCGCCGCCGCCGCGGUGCAACUACCGGCGCUGUUGCUGCUGACGGUGAUGCUCGCGGGCAAAGGUCAAACGGCGGAGUGGACGAGCCGAGCGUUUGUUCUGAGGAUGAGCAGCCCGGGCGCCGACCACUACUCUGCAGGAGGCCUGGGUUACUUCUUGGGAGAGCCAGAGCACCUAAUGUCGUAAAUCCAGGCCUGCUUCGAAAGGCGCGAGUGAAUCUGCUUGUGUUUGCUGGAGGCGUCUUCGCACGCCUUACUCAGCUGCUGCUCCGGAACGUUAAUCGCUUGCGCCUAGGCGAAGGGACAGGCGAGGACAGAGAUCAACUUACGUUUCGGUUGCACCUGACCGUGGAUUUUUAA
Molecule: messenger RNA, 1131 nt
Organism: Gryllus bimaculatus (two-spotted cricket)
Lineage: Eukaryota; Metazoa; Arthropoda; Insecta; Orthoptera; Gryllidae
Source: the annotation of a GenBank genome assembly